UGAUUUCUUCCGGGUUCCCGUCGUCCCACUGUGCUUGUUUGGGUGUUUCAACAUGACUCAAACUCACAUUCCGCGGUCAUAAUCCAACUAUUCCUGGACUUUUGCAACAGUUUAGGUGAACAAAGAUGCCUCGUGGACGAGUUUGAGUGUGUGACGUCGGAGAAGUUUAAAUCGUGAGGUUCCCGACCUGAGACACCUGUCGCUCCGGUUUGGACGCACAGGUGCGUUCGUGCGCGGAGCAGGUACCAGCCCCGGGGACGCCUGGCUCAUGCAUGAAUAUCCUCAAUAUCUGGAUACAGUUUGAAAGUAGCAGCCGAGAUGAAGGUGACAGUAACUUUCGGGAACACCGCGGUGGUUGUUCCCUGCAAAGGUGGCUGGACGGUUCGGGAUUUAAUGGAGCAAGCCACACGGAGGUACCGCAGGAUACUGGAACAGCAUGGAGAGAUCACCGUGAAGAUCCACCACUUGGAGUACGCCGAAGGAGGCAUCCUGGACAUGGACGACCUGCUGAGUGAUCUGGUCGAGGACAGAGAUAAGUUGUUGGCCGUGUUUCAAGAAGACCAGCACCGGGCCACAGACAGUCCCAGGGAGACCUUGUCUAACGGUUUCUCCAGUGCCGUUCCCAGCCCAGAACCCUCGCUCUACUUCUCCCCCCUGGAGUACGAGGACCCGUACCGGAGGGAGAUUGAAGUCAACGACGCCGUCCUCAAAGCCAAUACACCCCUCUUGGUACGGAGCAGCAGCGACUCUGCUCUGGCUCCGCCCUAUGGGAAGACCCCCACUCCUCCACCUGAAGAGCAAAGCGAUAGACCCCCCGAAACGGAUGUCAACCAUGUGCUGAAAGGAGCCCUGGACCGACUGCGUACAGACAGCCCCACAGCCAAGAUGAACCAGGUUAACUUCAGCGGUCUGACGAGGACGGUUGAGAUCCCAGGUGACCGGGGACCUCUGGGUAUCCACGUGGUCCCCUACUGCUCCUCUCUCAGCGGACGAACUCUGGGCCUCUAUAUUAAAGGCAUCGAGGACAGCAGUCGCUCCAAGAAAGAGAACCUCUUCAGGGAGGAUGAAUGCAUCGUCCAGAUUAAUGACACUACACUCCACGAUAAAACCUUUGUCCAGUCUCAGGAGGUGUUUCGCCAAGCUAUGAUGGCCCCCACGAUGUGCCUGGAGGUCCUCCCUGCAGCUAACAGGCCUCGCUACGAGAAGGGUUUGAUCGGCCAGCUCUUCAUAGGAGAAGGAAAAGACUCCCCUACCAAAGGGAGAAGCCCGAUGGUCUCCCGAGCUCAAGCCGAGCCCCAGCCAGAACUGCCACACGCUAAAACAGAAGUCAGGCGGCCGGACGCACGCGCCAAGACCUCGGACCCGGUGCUGCAGAACAGUCCGCGGCUGCAGUCUCGGUCUGGCCCGGGCUCGUUGGAGAGGUCGUCGCCCGCACCCCCGGCCCGGGCAGCGAGCGCCUCUCCGACAUCCAGGACGCGCAGCGAGAGCCCGCUGGACGCUAGGAAUCCUGGUCCGCCGCUGCUGUCCAACCUCGCUAACAAAAAGGGCGGCAAGAAGAUAAAAAUUGACCUGAAGAAAGGCACGGAGGGACUGGGCUUCACCGUGGUCACCAGGGACUCCUCCGUCCACGGGCCAGGGCCCAUCCUGGUGAAGAACAUCCUGGCGCGCGGCGCGGCGGUCAAGGACGGCCGUCUGCAACCCGGAGACCGCAUCCUGGAGGUGAACGGCGCCGACAUGACGGGCCGCAGCCAGGAGGAGCUGGUGGCGAUGCUGCGCAGCACCAAGCAGGGCGAGAGUGUGAGUGUGGUGGUGGUGCGGCAGGAGGACAUCUUCCUUCCACGAGAGCUGAAAAGUGAGGAGCCAGCCAGCCAGGUGCUGGAGGACGGCAGGGAGCAGCUGAUGUACGAGAUCCCGCUCAACGAGACGGGCUCGGCCGGCCUGGGCCUCAGCCUGAAGGGCAACAAGUCCAGAGAGACGGGAGAGGACCUGGGGAUCUUCAUCAAGUCCAUCAUCCACGGCGGGGCCGCUUAUAAGGACGGCCGGUUGAGCGUCAACGACCAGCUGAUAGCGGUCAACGGCGAGUCGCUGCUGGGACGCUCCAACAACGUUUCCAUGGAGACGCUGAGGCGGUCCAUGUCGGCGGAGGGAACCGCCAGAGGAACCAUCCAGCUCGUGGUCCUGCGGGCCCCCAGACAGGCGGUUAGUGCCACAUCUGCAACCAAAGUCUCCUCCGGCCAUCAACCCGACGUCCAAGCGGGCUCCGGCAAUCAGGAGCCCCGGGGGCACGACGGACCCCAGAGGCCGCCCGGACGCGCCAGACCUCCGAACCUGGAACCCGCCGCCAACGGAGCCGGUCUCGCUCUGGUGACGGCCGGCAGUCACACGAGCAGCGACUCUGGAAGUGCCGCCACCGCCAACGGCAGCUACGGUCACUACAGCAACGAGGACGAGGAGCCAGGCUUCCCCCCGCCACCCUCCCCUGGCACUGUGGAGGAAAUGAACAGAGAGUUUUCUCUCACUCCGCCUCACCGCAGUGUGUCGCCCAGAAUGCCUGCACCCUUGUACGCAUACAGCCAAGUGGCCAACGACGUGGACAACAUGCCGCGGAGCCGGACGUCCAAGAGCAUGGACCUGGUGGCUGAUGAGAGCAACGUGGGAUCCCUGGUCAGGCGAAGUGAUGACGAGCCCUCGGACGGAGGGGCGCUGGGCCCAACCCUGGGCCUGGUGAAGUCCAGCUCCUUGGAAAGCCUCCAGACGGCCGUGUCGGAGGCCAAGCAGAGUCACAUCCAAGCCCAGGUGCCGUUCCAUCGGCCGCGGCCCAACAUGGUCCGGGGCCGAGGCUGCAACCAGAGCUUCCGCAACGCCAUCGACAAGUCCUACGACGGGCCGUCGGAAGACGACGACGACAUGUCGGAGCAUAGCUCCGGCCACGAAACAGCCGCCAGCACCUCCUCCCGCCAGGAUCUGGACGCAGACGAUGGCAACAAGAAGAAGAAGAAGAAAACCAAGGGGAAGAAGGAGAAAAAGCCCAAAGGCAAGAAGAAAACGGAGAGUCCUGCGGAGGAGCUGGACAAGAAGACCAAAAAGAGAUUCGGCCUGUUACGGUUUGGCAAAAAGAAAGAAGAUAAGAGCAAAGAUGCAGCCAAAACAUCCAAAAACAAGCUGGAAGCCCUGAGUGAGGAGCAGUUGGACAGCGAGGACAACAUAGAUGGCUACAGCUCCCGUUACGCCGACACCCUUUCCGGUCACACCACCCCUGACCGCGGCUCCCUGCCUGACGUAGAAGAUGACGACAACGACCCCAACUACGCCCGGAUCACCAACUUCCGGCAGCCGCCUUCGCCGCAGUCCUUGGACAGCCGCACGCCCUCCCCGUCCGUGCCGCCAGGGCGCCCCGGCCAGCGCCAAGUAGCUUCGGACGAUCUCGACGGGCUCUACGCCAAAGUCAACAAGCCCAAACCUUCGUCUUCUCUGCAGAACCAGCAACAGAUGCAAGCAGACAGUGACCACCGUCCCCAGCGCCGGGACUACCAGCAAGGCCGCGUCGCACCACUUUACGAGGAGCUAGAGGCAGCACGACGCCGCGUCCUGGACCACGACCCACACAGGAUUGCUCCCAGAGGACCUGAAUCUCGACCUGAGCGCCAUUAUGAACAGAUAGAUCGGCAUCACCCCGGGCAACCCAGGAGGGACCCGUAUGAUUACCCCACCCACUCCAGGCCGGGGGCCAGAGAGCCGGGCCCCUACCCCGGCCACCACCAGGACCCUGCCGCUUCCAGCCACCCGGGCCGCCUGCCGCUGCCCCAGUCGUCCGGCCAGUACCAGGCGGGGCCGGGCAACCCUCGCUACUAUCCCUCCUCUCCCCACGCGGGGCAGCAGCCGCACCGCGCCGCCCUCAGGCAAGACGUCCCCCCGUCCUCCGUGCCCCGGCACUACAACGAGGCCGUCAGGGGGAGGGGAGACGGCUACCGGCAGGCCAGCCCGGACAGGUACGGCAGGGAGCGCUACCGAGAUCACUACCAGGAGGACAAGAAGCCCGAGCCCAGGCGGAAGAACCCCGUCAUAGGUGCCGUGUAAGAAGUAGAAAAACGGAAUACUUAAUCAACGUGUGCAGGUUAUUUAACAGAAUUAAUAAACGAGAAGAAUAAAAGUUAAUUUCCUUUCCGCGUGCACAUAUCGUAGAGAUGCUCUGACACAUUUGCAGAUGCAGAUUUUAUCAUUUAGAAGUGAAAUAAAUGAAGAUCUUUAGCAAAUUAGAUCAUACAUAUGUAGAGUAACCCUUGUGCCAAAUGAAGUAUAUCCCAGCAAUUAAAGUAUUGCAGACUUUUGCACAAACCGACGGAAAUGAAGAGGGAUCACCUUGACCGGUUAGACGACUAACACAGAGAAACAGGAAGUGGACAAAGAGGAAAAGGAAGUAACUCCCCUUCUCGUGUCUCUUAGUCCUUGAUGUUUUGUCGCGUGGACUUCCUGCCAUCACACUGCCUUUAUUGUCUUUUCUUUUUUGUAUUUUUGCCUUGAUUAUUUGGAUGUGGCUUAUACAUUUACUGUGCAUUUGUCGAGUGUAAUAAAUGUAAUACAGAUGAGUUUAUUAUUGAUAUUUGUGUGGCGCUCCUAAUAAGAUGUAAACAUUUUGAUCUGCACAAACAUUACAUGUUGUAAAGGUAAGCUAUGUGACUCCUCGUGGUCUGUGCAGCUAAUAAAUAACUAAAUUAA
Messenger RNA from Cololabis saira (Pacific saury), 4716 nucleotides. RefSeq names its product par-3 family cell polarity regulator beta a (gene pard3ba). Gene Ontology annotation, biological process: establishment of cell polarity; cell adhesion; microtubule cytoskeleton organization. The record is from RefSeq and is a predicted model, not a curated record. Gene Ontology annotation, molecular function: phosphatidylinositol binding; protein binding. The transcript is spliced from 24 exons. Bases 319 to 4077 code for a protein of 1252 amino acids. Gene Ontology annotation, cellular component: cell cortex; apical plasma membrane; adherens junction. Lineage: Eukaryota; Metazoa; Chordata; Actinopteri; Beloniformes; Belonidae.